Cantharellus anzutake is the source of this 1083-nucleotide messenger RNA. RefSeq lists its product as uncharacterized. NCBI's taxonomy places the organism in Eukaryota, Fungi, Basidiomycota, Agaricomycetes, Cantharellales, Hydnaceae. The record is from RefSeq and is a predicted model, not a curated record. The transcript has 9 exons. The coding region runs from base 1 to 1083 and encodes 360 amino acids. Gene Ontology annotation, molecular function: oxidoreductase activity, acting on the CH-CH group of donors, NAD or NADP as acceptor.
AUGCCAGAUCGCCUCUGCAUAUAUAGACCAACAUGGAAAGGCUUCACUUCGCUAUUCCAGCACCGUAGUCCCGCCGCACGCCAUGUCCAAUAUUCCCAAGGAAAAACACGCUGGGUCCUUGCUGAGAGGCCCCUAGUUGAACCUACCGACGCCACUUUCAGGAAAGAAACAGUACCUAUUCCUCCCAGCUUGGCCGAUGAUGAAGUCUUGAUUCGCGUUGAUGUAAUCUCGCUUGAGCCUGCCAUGCGUGGAUGGAUUAGGGAUGUUCCCUCGUAUGUUCCGCCAGUGCCGAUUGGGGGAGUGGUGCGCUCGUUCGGAGUUGGUGAAGUGGUUAACGGUGGAAAAACUCUCAAAGUCGGCGAUUUUGUCCACGGUCUUCUCGGCUGGCAGGAGUAUGCUGUCCUAAAGGAGUCUGCGGUUCAGAAAGUAGACAUCCCCCCUGGAGGAAGCUUAAUUGACGGGUUUGGAGCGACGGGUAUGAAUGCUUUGACUGCAUACUUUGGCAUCACAGCGGUGGGUCAGCUAAAGCCAGGAGAGACCUUGGUUGUUUCUGGUGCGGCUGGGGCGACCGGAUUACUGGCUGCAGCCAUUGGUAAAAUUAAGGGUGCUGGUAAAGUAGUCGGGAUCGCUGGCGGACCUGACAAGGUGAAAUUCCUCAAAGAAGAGGUCGGCGUGGAUCUUGCCUAUGAUUACAAGUCAGCCGGCUGGAAGGAAAAAUUUGUCGAGGAGGUUGGGCUUGUCGAUGUUUUUUUCGACAAUGUCGGAGGUGAGAUCUUGGAUUUCGUCCUCGGCCGUAUCCGCCGAUUUGCACGAAUCAUACAGUGUGGUUCCAUCUCGGCAUACAACACCACUGAACCUUACGGAGUUAAGAAUUAUCCACAGCUGACGAAGUUCAGUGCUACUUGGAAAGGUUUCAUCUUUUCCGACUACGCGUCAGAGUUCCCAGCUGCAAAGAAAGAGCUGGCUCAAUGGGCCGCCGAAGGCAAGCUUCCGCGAAAAUUCCACAUUGUGGAUGGAGGCCUCGAUGUGUUGCCCAAGGCAUUUGGUUAUUUAUUCAGUGGCACAAACACCGGUAAAACGUAA